AUGGGGGCUGACUGGUCUGAUCUUCCUCAAGAACUUGUUAUCUUCAUCGCCAACCGGAUAGCUUUCAUGGAGGAUUUUGCUGCUUUUGGUGCGGUUUGCAAACCAUGGAGAUCGGUCGCUACGAAGGAAAACUUUACUGGUCGAUUAUCACAUCCAUUCCUUAUGCUCCCAGGGGAAGAUGGAGCUGCCAUCCGUGAGUUCUACAGCUUCACAAAAGAUAAGGUUCAGAAGGUCAAUCUGCCAGAAGCCGAGGGCAAACUAUUGUGUUAUUGUUCAGGAUGGCUGAUCACUUUAGAAGGUUUGAAAUUUACUCUGUUGCAUCCUUUCAAUCGUGCCCAAAUAAAGUUGCCUGAUUUUAGAGAUUCUGAUGGACGACUUUCACCAACAAACAUGUCACAUUUUCAUACGGUAAAGAAAUUUGUCUUAUCAUCAAACCCUUCUUGGACAUCAGAUUUUGCAAUCAUGGUUCUUUAUGACCAUGAACAUUUGGCAUUUUGCAAACCAAGAGAACAUAAAUAUUGGACAAGUGUGGUUUUAGAGGAACAUCCACUGGAUAUAACUUGUUAUAAGGGACGAUUUUAUGCCAUGUGCUAUAAUGGGGUUUUGGUUUUCGACAUUGAAAACCCUAAGCAAGCAAAGACAAGGGUGGUUGUUCAAGGGCCACUACGUCGACAUGUACAUGCUUCUUUUGGCACAAAGACAUAUAUGGUGGAAUCAGCAGGGGACUUAUUAGUAGUUUUCUCUUACGGAGAUAUAUACCGACAAGCUCCUAGGUUUAGGGUUUCUAAGGUUUUGAGGGAUGGGAAGAGGCCCUCAAAAUCGGUAGUGAAGGACUUGG
Messenger RNA from Prunus avium (sweet cherry), 838 nucleotides. The record is from RefSeq and is a predicted model, not a curated record. Lineage: Eukaryota; Viridiplantae; Streptophyta; Magnoliopsida; Rosales; Rosaceae.